AUGGAUAUGAUCAUGGCCAUUGGUGUCACUACCUCAGCUGUGUUCAAACCUCUAAAUGGACACUUCGUGAACUAUGGCACACCAGAUACAAUUCCAGGUGCACCAUGCUGCAUUGCUAUGACGACUCUAAGCACCGUAGCUAGCUCCACUGGCAUUCAGACUCGCCAGUCUGUCUGUAGAUGCAUGAUGGAUCUUAUUACUACUUGCAAUCCAAAUGCUACUGCCAUUGCCACUCUGCCUGGUUUCUGUGGUGUUUCUCUUGGUUUUACCAUUGACCCUAACACUGAUUGUGAAUAG
Messenger RNA from Solanum tuberosum (potato), 297 nucleotides. Its product is annotated as putative non-specific lipid-transfer protein 14. The record is from RefSeq and is a predicted model, not a curated record. The transcript is spliced from 2 exons. Bases 1 to 297 code for a protein of 98 amino acids. NCBI's taxonomy places the organism in Eukaryota, Viridiplantae, Streptophyta, Magnoliopsida, Solanales, Solanaceae. Gene Ontology annotation, biological process: lipid transport. Gene Ontology annotation, molecular function: lipid binding.